Messenger RNA from Pseudomyrmex gracilis, 5585 nucleotides. RefSeq names its product zinc finger protein ush (gene ush). Gene Ontology annotation, biological process: cell differentiation; heart development; negative regulation of transcription by RNA polymerase II. Lineage: Eukaryota; Metazoa; Arthropoda; Insecta; Hymenoptera; Formicidae. Gene Ontology annotation, molecular function: RNA polymerase II-specific DNA-binding transcription factor binding. The coding region runs from base 421 to 2874 and encodes 817 amino acids. The transcript has 8 exons. Gene Ontology annotation, cellular component: nucleus. The record is from RefSeq and is a predicted model, not a curated record.
CGUGGAAGUUUCCAACACUCAAAACACACUUUCAAACUUAAAAUAUUUUAAGACGCAAUUAGAAACUUUACUUGCGAGCAAAUUUAAUUGAUUUAAAAUGUUGAUGCGUAUUUUUAGCAAUGUUCAAUAUUAAUUUCAGGGGAGGAUGAGGAGUGGAGUGAUUCGGAAAAGACCCCGUCGGUGAGCAGCGGCGUAGAUGGCGGCGGAUCGGCGGUGUCUAGUCCUAUCGCGCCGUCAAUUGUUGAAGAAGAAUCGAGCCUGCCGCCUCCAAGACUCAAUCCCACGUCCUCGAGCAGCAGCGAGGACAUCAGGGUGCGUCUUAACGUGCUCUCGGAAGACACCAGAAAACGUCUGGUCAGUCUCACCGAUGACAUUGAGAUCGCUAAGAGCGUAAAAGAUCGCCAUGCGUCAAGCAGGAGAAUGCGGGAGCCGAGUCCCAAGGAGAUUGACGAGCAGCAGCAGCAGCAGCACGUGAUAAAAGAAGAAGAAGGUCAACCGAGGCCGUCGUCGUCGUCGUCGUCGUCCUCGACCACCGUCCGGAGACGGGACUCCGUCUGUCGGCGAGACUCGGAGGACACCACGACCGGCAUCGAGGCCAAGAGGACCAGACUCGACGACGAGGCUAUACCAAGACUGAGACUCAAUGCUAGUCUGGCGACGGAUCCCGCUCUGCGACCUGCCGCCGUCGCCGCCCUUACCGUGAAACCCGACAACACCUCGCCGCCGAACACGACCCCGCCACUUCCAGCUGGACUCCAAAAUGCGAUUGCUUCGGGUCGCCUGUACGUUCUGCCGACGGACGGGAAAGAGACGAUCACGGUGGAGCCUGCGAGGCCGCCGACCGCUCUGAUUUGUCCACCAUGCGGCAUUCGAUUUAGUUCGGCGAGUACGCUGGAGGCUCAUCGUACUUUCUACUGCGCUCAUCGACCGCGCGUAGACGAAGACGCGACCAACGAGGAGGACGAUGACAACAGCAAGCCCGGCAAGUCCUUCGACGUACGGAAAGCUUACGCGUGUCCGCAUUGCUCGUACAGCGCCGACAAGAAGGUGUCGUUGAAUCGUCAUAUGCGGAUGCACGCCGUCUCGCCGGCGCCGCCACCGACGACAACUCCGACUCCGAACUCUUCGGCGAAUAAUAUUGCCGCGGUUGGUCCGACCGCGGCGUCUAAUGGAUCUUUGAACGAGAAUGCCGAGAGAUAUUGUAGAAAUUGCGACAUCAAGUUUAACUCGUUGAAAACGUACAGGGCGCACAAAACGCAUUACUGUGACACUAGACACGUGGUGAAGGACGCGACACCGACGUCCGCGGCACCACCAGCACCAAACAUGGUGAAAGCGUCGCCGCCGACUAGCUCAAGUCCCGGCGAUUCGCCGCCUCCGCAGCCCUGCCUGGCGCUGCCCACCAAUCCCAUUCUCAUCGUGCCGUACUCGUUGUUCCGUAGCGCGAGCGUUCUCGCCGCACCCGCUCUUCCGGCUCCCGAUACAGCGUGCUUCCUUAUGCCAAACGGUUCGCUUCAGCCAAUGACCAGAGGUCUCGCUACCACGCCGAACGCGGUGGUCGAGCCGCCAGCCGUUCUGAGAGCAGCAAACAAACCUGCGACGCCGGCGUCCGUGGUCGCGGCGGCGUCCACGUCGCCGUCGGCUUUAGCGCCUCUCGAUCUCAGCGUUCGCAGAUCGCCAGUGCACCAAGACGAAAAGGAGAACAGAAUGUCACCGGCGCCGUCGUCUCUGCCACCACCCGCGAGCAGUCCCAGAUCCAGAGGAAGCGGUAGUCCGAGAACGAGAUCCAUCGGUCCGGUUCAGACAACUGCCGGCGGCAGCGCCGUCGCGCCACCUCCUCCCGCAGAACUCGCACUUAGACUGGCCGAGCUUCCGCCACCUCCCGUUCCCGGAGUUCUCGUCAAACAAGGUGUUUCCAGAUGCAAAGAGUGCAACAUCGUGUUUUGUCGCCACGAGAAUUUUGUCGCUCACAAGAAGCACUACUGUCAAGCGAGGGAAACGACAGUGAGCAACAGUCCGCCGCCGAUCGGCACACCGUCACCACCUCUGGUCCAGCUUAUUUGUGCGGCAUGCGGUAUCAAAUUCGCUUCCCUCGACAAUCUGAACGCUCAUCAAGCAUUCUAUUGUCCGAAGAGGCCUGAACUUCAAGAACAUCACACACGGUGUUCUAAGUGCAAGGCUAUAAUAGAACCGGGAAGCACUCAUACCUGUGUGGGCGGUACGUCAGGUGGAUGGCGGUGUCCGGUAUGUGGCGCUGUCAGUCCCACGGCUGGCGCCGCUCAGCGCCACAUGGAGUCUCACCAAGGCGUCAAGGCCUUUCGAUGCUCGAUCUGUAGUUACAAGGGUAACACAUUACGUGGCAUGAGGACACACAUUAGGAUGCAUUUCGAAAAACGUGGCACUGAUCUUCAGGAAGAGAACUACAUAACGUGCGUGCUGGAGAACGAGACGACGCUGCCGACGUCCGAACCCGCAGCUGCUACGACGCCGGAAGAGAUUCCCGCGGAAAUACAGGUGAACGGCAAAACGGAGAUAAGGAAGAGCCCGCAGCCUCCGCCGCCGCCACCGCCGCCGCCGCCGCCGCCGCCGCUAGCGCCAACGAUCGCCAAUAAAGUGAAGCAGGAACGGGAGGACACGCCGCCACCCGAGGAGAGUCUGGAUCCCAAUAAGAGCGGACCGCGUUACUGCCGUUCUUGCGACAUCAGCUUCAAUUACUUGAGCACGUUUAUUGCCCACAAAAAGUACUAUUGUUCGAGCCACGCCGGCGAGGCGAGCAACAACAAUAAUAACAACAACAACAACAACAACAAUAACAAUUCCAGCGGUCAUCCAACGUCACCGCCAAGCAACAGAACUGAAGCGUCGGUACUUUAAACGUGACAUUUUUUGAACAUAGAUUUGUGCUCUUCCUCAGUUUGCUUCUCUUCCUGGAAACAAUACUGAACUGCAUAUCCUGUGAAAAAAAAAUAUAUUUUUAAGAAACCGCAAAUGAAUUCCACGCGCUUUUAAACGUACACAAUUAUUAUACACAAUUAUUUUUCCCUUUCCUAGUCAAGUGUAUGUGAACAUUUUAAAAAUAUUCACUUUUUUGUUAUUUUAAACAACAUAAUACUGUAUCUAAAAUUUAAAAUUUAAAAAGACUCCAUUUCGCGAUAUAAACAUCAUACUUAAAAAAAAAAAAACUCCAGAGUGAAGAGAAGUAUAAAAGGUGCGAUGAUACACAACUGUGUUAAUUGUUGCAAAUUUAUACAUAAUGUAAUGAACGACUCUGUCGGACUUCUUAGUUGACUAAUACAUUGUGUGAUGUUUGUUAAUCCAGAGAAUCGUUCGUAUUUAUAAGACGAAGGUAUCAUAGUUUGUACAUAUAUAUAGUUGCGCGUGCAAUGAGAAUGAAUGGAAGAAUGCAAACAGAACCGUAACUGUAAUUAGCGUCCCAGUCUUGUCGUUGUCAAGUAAAGGACACACAUCGUGUAAUAAUAAUAAAACAAACUUAAAAAAGUGCGGGACAUAAUCACUUCAAAAGUGAUUUUUUUUAUUCGAAUUUCUAACAAGUUAGAAGUUCAGUUUAUUAUUUAACAUUUUUAAAUGUGUAAAUUUACAUUUAGAACAUUAUAUUUUGUUUAUUGUAUAUAUUUCUUAUUGUUUAUUUUUAGUUUGCGAAUAAUAUAAGGCUGGAAGACAAAUUAUAUUUAAAACAUUGACAAUUUCUAGUUGCGAUUCCGUUUGCAUUGUCUGCUUGAUUGCUGUAGCGAUUGUCGUGCCUGAAUUGGUAUUCUUAAAAAAAUAAAAAAAUUUAAAAAAAUAAAAUUAAUGUGACGUCGCAGCAUUCUGUGUAUAUAAAACUCGACGACCAACAAAGUAACGUGAAAAAAAAGAAAAAGACAAAAGAAUGCAAUUAGGCUCGAGGCCAAUUUUUGAAUUGAUCAAUCCCGUGGAGAUGUGCAAUUCAUGACCUUUUAAUAAUCUCAUAGUAUAUAGUUAAUAAUCGACAUUUAUCUUUUAAGAUCCGGUACGAUGAGUGUAAAAUGUUGUAUAAUAGAAAAGUAGAGUAUUACGGAGCAAGUAGUAAAACCGACACUCCCUGGUGAACGAUACCAAUCUCAGCUUGUGAAUCUGCUAAAUUACGUUGCGCAAUAUAUAUGUACGACAUUUUAUAUAUACAUACAUAUUUAUGUAUAUGUAUAUACACUGUUUUAUAUAUAUAUAUAUAUAAAUAUAUUCUCGCGGAAUCACGCCUGCGUCUGCGAAUAAUAACGCGCGAAUGCGUCGAUGAAUGUCCGUUGAGUACUUUCCAAUGCCGCGUCGUGAAAUACACAAAGUUCGGUAAAUUGACAUCUUUUACAAGUAGAAAACAAAAUUCAACUUUUGAAAAUUAUAAACUUUGAUAGAGUACGUCAAAUUGAAACAUACGCGCGCGUGCGUAUGUGUCUAAUAAGCAAGUUUUCUUCGCGCUUCCGAAACGUGUGAAUAAUUUUAAAUUUUUAAUUAACGGGUAUUCUUUUGUUUUUUUGUUUUUUCUUACAAAAAUCUAAAUUCAAUAUUUUUACUUAAAUACACGUAGUCUGAAAGUCAUGUACCGACGCGGAAAAUGAAAUUUGGUGACAGAAAGGAUGACGAUCUCAAAAAAUAUGCCUUCCUCUCGUUUAUCGGUGUUACUGUCUUGGAUUUUUAUGGACGCAUUCGAGAAUUCGUGCAUUGAAUCAAAACAAACGUCACGUGUACGUGUUCGCGAAACGAAGCGAGCAACCCCUCGCGCCGUUCUCGCGAGGACACGUAAAAGUGUAAAAUAAAUUAGAAUUAAGGCCAGUGUUACAUGUAUACGCAGUGUACUACUCAUAUCAUUACGAAACUCGUUAAUUGAAAAAAAAAAAAAAACGAUCGUUGACCGCGCGGCGAAAUCACAAAGAAAAUUGCAAAUAACAUUUUGCAAAGAUAAGUAAUCUCAUCCGGAUCUAUUCUUUCCCUCCCCUCUCCCGCCCCUUUCCCCGAUCGUUAAACGACUGCAAAAUAUUGUUUGUUUUACGUUGCGUUGCCCACGCGUGUUAUGUUGUUAAUUGCGGAUCAGCGUUUCCCGAGCACAAGACUGACCGUGCGCGGAGAAAUCUGUAAAUCCACCAUUUUCCAACCACACUUGUUACGCGAUAUAAACUUUUCAUAUGUUACAUGCCAUAUAUGUCAGAAGACAGUUGUUUUCUCAACACACGCACACAUCUUGACUUUUUUUUUUAUCAAGGGAUCGAUCACACAAAUUUUGCGAAAGCGAAGAAAUGCGGCUAGAUUUCUUUGCUUUCUUUGACUUUCCUUAAUUUUUUUCUAAAGUGUUUUUCACUAAUUCUUUCGAUUUCUCGUUUUUUUUUGACCAUGAGAAAAAUAAUAUUCAAUUGAAUUCGCUUCAUCACAGCCACUCGAAACACGACACUUUCCGAAAUUAUUGCGUAAACGAUCCCUCAUCUCUAGGCUUACUUCUCUUUUGCUGUUUUUAUUUUGAUAACCGAAUUUUACACACGCGAGAUAUAUACCUAUAGAGAAAAGUCUGUAAUAAACAUGUAAGCGUACAAAUAAAACUUUACGCCAUUUACAAUUCA